This is a messenger RNA of Parastagonospora nodorum SN15, 237 nucleotides long. RefSeq lists its product as hypothetical. The record is from RefSeq and is a predicted model, not a curated record. Bases 1 to 237 code for a protein of 78 amino acids. Lineage: Eukaryota; Fungi; Ascomycota; Dothideomycetes; Pleosporales; Phaeosphaeriaceae. The transcript has a single exon.
AUGGCAUGCGUCGCGGAGGGCAUUCACCUGAGUUUGCGGUGGUACGGCACUCCCGACAGCGCAAUGGUGCCAUUCUUCGGAAGCGAGAAGCUCCUGAUCGAAGUCUUGGACUCGGAGAAGAACACGCAAACGAUGGUCACGACGCCAAUGCUCAUUGUGCAAGCGCCGAACGGAGAUAGGGUGUGCGUCACAUAUGACGAAGACGAAGAUGACGAGAUGAAUAGGCCAGUCAUGUGA